GCUUGAUUUCCGACUCUUUUCACAUGUUUUUUGAUAGUACUGCCAUUUUGGCUGGAUUGGCAGCUUCUGUUAUUUCAAAAUGGAGAGAUAAUGAUGCUUUCUCUUAUGGGUAUGUUAGAGCGGAAGUUCUGGCUGGCUUUGUCAAUGGUCUAUUUUUGAUCUUCACUGCUUUUUUUAUUUUCUCAGAAGGAGUUGAGAGAGCAUUAGCCCCUCCAGAUGUACACCAUGAGAGACUGCUACUUGUUUCAAUUCUUGGGUUUGUUGUAAACCUAAUAGGAAUAUUUGUUUUCAAGCAUGGAGGUCACGGACAUUCUCAUGGCUCUGGCCAUGGACACAGUCAUUCCCUCUUUAAUGGUGCUCUGGAUCAGGCACAUGGCCAUGUAGAUCAUUGCCAUAGUCACGAAGUGAAACAUAGUGCUGCACAUAGCCAUGACCAUGCUCAUGGACAUGGGCACUUUCAUUCUCAUGAUGGUCCCUCCUUCAAAGAAACAGCAGGACCCAGCAGACAGAUUUUACAAGGUGUAUUUUUACACAUUCUAGCAGAUACACUUGGGAGUAUUGGUGUUAUUGCCUCUGCCAUCAUGAUGCAAAAUUUUGGUUUGAUGAUAGCAGAUCCUAUCUGUUCGAUCCUUAUAGCCAUGCUGAUAGUUGUAAGUGUUAUUCCUCUUUUAAGAGAGUCUGUUGGAAUAUUAAUGCAGAGAACUCCUCCCCUGUUGGAAAAUAUUCUGCCUCAGUGCUAUCAGAGGGUGCAGCAGUUGCAAGGAGUUUACAGUUUACAAGAACAGCACUUCUGGACUUUAUGUUCUGAUGUUUAUGUUGGGACCUUAAAAUUAGUAGUAGCACCCGAUGCUGAUGCCAGGUGGAUUUUAAGCCAAACACAUAAUAUUUUUACUCAGGCCGGAGUGAGACAGCUUUAUGUACAGAUUGACUUUGCGGCCAUGUAGUGAAUGAAAAGAAAUUAUCGUUUUUUUUGGACCGAAUUUUUCUGGUACUGUACAAUCCAAAACAUUGUACCCAGCUUUUCAAAAUAGAGAAAUCAUCACUACAGCUGCCCAGCACCAAGUAGACCAGGUAGAAUCAGCUGUUUGUGCUCUGCAGGGAGUUUACAGAUAAGGGAUAAGAGUUAAGAGGGUACAUCUCCUGGACCUUUGGUCUUCUUUUGUGCUCUUCCUUCAAAACCAUUUUGAUUUCUGAAGUUUCUCCAUUUGUUCCAGCAUGUUGGUUUGUCCUUUUCUCUUUAUGCCUUUCUUUUGGUUUUGUUUUUUUUCAUGCUGAAUGCCCUCACCCCUAGUCCCUCAUCCCAGCCAGUGAAAAAUUCAGAUUGUGGGCCUCCAGUCAUCUGGAAUGUCUUCACUGAAGCUGCUGGAAACCACUGCUUUCAUUCCCACAAAACCAGUGUUAUUUAAAAAGGAAAAAAAAGAAAUGGAAAUCUGUUAUAUAUGUAAUGUCACAAUUGUUGACGUUCUUCAGUGUAAUCAUAUGUUUGUAAAAUUGUUUGUACCUUACAAACUUAUGAACCAAACCAUAUUGGGUUUUCAAAGUGCCUUUGUAUCAGAAAAAUGUAUUUGCCAGCAUCAAAGCCCAUGUAUUUGUUUUUUGUUAAAUGGUUAUUCUGUAAUCUGUGCAAAAUAAGAUUCUUGCUAGUAUGUAUACAGAUUCUUUUUGGGUGUACUUCCAGCAUAGGUUUCGAUAUAUCAGAAUUUUGCUUUUAUCUCAUCAAAAAUAAAAUGUGUUAUUUUGCUUUUUAAAAGAAGUUUAUUUAGCACAUUAAAUUACUUUGUGGACUGUGUUUUCAAAACUUUGGAAAUGCAUCUGUUAUAAGGAAAAUUGUUUUGACUUAAAACAUCUGCCAAAUUCCAAAUUUCUAUAAAAGCUACUGUGUCCGUGAUAAGCUUUCCUAUAUAAACUUCCCUAUAUCUUUCCUUCCCAUUUUUAUUGAUUUUAGUAAUGGAAGGAAAAGGCGUUGUAGACUGAGGCAAAAAUGGUUGUGACUGUUAUUGUACUUUUUAAUUCAUCAAAUGCCAACUGACCCAAUUUGUUUUUCCUGUUUAAGCUUUGCACAUAUACAGUUACUUUCAGGAAUCCUAAAGCAGCAUUUUCUUGAGUUUGAACUAUUGAAGGUCUGGAGCAAAUGUGGUGAUGUAGAACUCUUCCUAACAUAGGUAUCUGAGAAGUAAAUAAUAAGUUGAUUUUCUAGGUUCUUGUGUAUUUGAAAAAUAAAACGGCAAUUUGAGAGA
Messenger RNA from Galeopterus variegatus (Sunda flying lemur), 2237 nucleotides. RefSeq names its product solute carrier family 30 (zinc transporter), member 7 (gene SLC30A7). Lineage: Eukaryota; Metazoa; Chordata; Mammalia; Dermoptera; Cynocephalidae. Gene Ontology annotation, biological process: intracellular zinc ion homeostasis; zinc ion transport; transmembrane transport. Gene Ontology annotation, cellular component: membrane; Golgi apparatus. The transcript is spliced from 9 exons. Gene Ontology annotation, molecular function: zinc ion transmembrane transporter activity. The coding region runs from base 24 to 944 and encodes 306 amino acids. The record is from RefSeq and is a predicted model, not a curated record.